UUCAUGGAUGCCGUUAUUUUCAUUGAAGGACGGGAAUGCACUUUUAUAAGUAUUUAUUUUGUAAAAUGUAUUGCCUUGGAGGAGUGUGGAAAGAAUUUUUAAUGGAUUUCGUUGUAAGCUGGUUAUAUCAAUGAUAUGGGCGUGAUAGAAAGUUUAUUUUGCUGUAAACCUAGAAGGUGUGAAAGUGAAGCGGCAUGAAGAAGCAGGGUGACGACUCUUUGCCAGUUCAGCCACCUCAUGGGCAGUGUAGUUGGUGGGGGGGAGGCACGCGUGAUAGGCUCGGGAAGCGACACGGUGCCGUGCUGGACCCGUCCGUCUUGUCUAAACUCCAGAGGGUUGGCGAAGGCCCCUGCACCAACCCACACACCAAUGGGACCAACGCCGACGAUUCCUUGGCCCUUGCCGUGGUCGAAGAGGGAGGAGAUGUUGGUUCUGGUAUCCGGAAACCUCCUGAGAGCUCCUUUGUGCCAUUUAACACCGAAAGCUCGUCAUCGGACGUGUGGGCAGGCGAACGUGUCCUUGAAUAUGGAAACGCAGAUCCGAUUCCUUCGUGUGAUAAGUUAAUGGAAGUAAGCUCGGAAAUUAAGGAAAAUGCAACUUCAUUGGUUCCUAAUGGCAGUGUAUCUCCUGCAGUUUGUCCACUCGCAACAGAAAUGUCUGUUGGUCAGAGGGAAGACAGAGAUGACUCGGAAAACGCUUUAACGUCGGCUGAUAUUGAUCCGCUCUGCUGUGAUCUUGAUAAAAAAGUACCAAAGUUUAUUACUAAUUACGAGGAAAAUUUUUCACUUGAUGAAAAUUAUGGAGAUUUGCAAUCCUUCGACGAGACUUGCGACGCCGGUGACGUGAAAUCAGUGAUGUUGGAGGGCGACUACAGCGGUGGUGCCCGAUGGGGCAAGCAGUCUGCGCGUGCGGACUCCAAGACGGAUGCUUGUGGUCGUGGAUUUCUGGAGGAUUGUACCGAAGCACUUGACGGAGGGGAAGAUAAAGGCGUUGAGAACGUAGAGUUUGAUGAAAGGAGAUUACUUUUGAAUGGCAAUGAAAGUUUGGGUCCCAGCGGGAGUGUGCGAUGCCCGUUCGGAACCGGAAUGGUGCCAGGCGAGCGUUGGUUGGCGGGGACGGAACCUUGUUCGGAGGCCGGAGUGGUCGAGCGUCUGGACGGAGCGACGUCCUUCAGGGACGAAGGAGUUGCAGCAGUCGCAGAACCUCAAGAGCCGGAGAGAUGGCGGCUUGAUUCCCCACAGGAACCUGGCAAACCAGGCUUGCCACAGGAGCGCGGAGACGUCAGUGACGCGGAUGACGACAGCGACAACUCGGAUGUCCCCGACGACGAGAUAGAAGCCAUGUUGGAGGAAGGGCUGCUGAGGAAGCCGGACAAGAGCGAGCACAUGGUGCAGUUCAACCAGCGGGAGAAGAUCGUUCUCGACGAGCUGGGGCACGACCACUUCGACGUGCUGCCGGAGGGCUGGGUCAAGGUCACCCACAACUCGGGCAUGCCGCUCUACCUGCACAAGGCCAGCAGGGUGUGCAACAUCACCAAGCCGUACUUCCUGGGGCCCGGCAGCACCAGGAAACACGAGAUCCCGCUGAGCGCCAUCCCGUGCCUGCAGUACCGGCGAGCCCUGGAGGAGGAGCGGGCAAGCAGCGAGAAGGCUGCCGUCAUGGUGGGGCCCGGGGGCAUACAGCUGCCCAACGCCUGCAUCGAGACGGCGGAGGAGAACAAGGCCAGGCACUCGCUCUCCGCCGAGCAGGUCCACCACUACUGCAGCAAGAAGUUCCCCACCAAGACGGUCACCGUGGCGCGAGUCAAGAAAGCAGGCGGCAAGAAGAAGCCGCGCGACCAGAAGCAGAUAUCCCGGCCGACGCUGCCGGAAGGCACCAAGCUGAUCAAGUUCCCUGUCGAGAACAAGUGGCCGGUGAUGAACAACACGCGCAAGAGGAAGGAGCGCAUCCUGAACCCGAACGGCAAGAGCUACGUGUGCAUCCUGCACGAGUAUGUGCAGCACGCCCUCAAGAAGCAGCCAUCCUACAUCUUCAAGGAGACGGACGACCCGGAGCUGCCGUACUCGGCGUCGGUGGUGAUCGACCAGGCGCAGUACGGCUCGGGCCGCGGCGGCAGCAAGAAGCAGGCCAAGUCGGAGGCGGCCAGGCGGACGCUGGAGAUCCUCAUCCCGGAGAUGCGCGACAAGAUCGAGGCGGACUGCCGCGCGGGUCACUGCAAGGCCAGCGCCUCCUGCAACACGGACCUGUCCAUAUUCGACGAGAUAAGGAUCGAGGAUCCGCGAGUGGCGGAGCUAACGUGUAGACGUUGUGUGUGUGCGUGGACGGGACAGAAGCUGCACCCGCACAUCAAGAGCUGGGGCUCCAUCCUGCGCAUGUACGGCAGCUCGUCCAUCAGGAGCCUGAAGGACAAGAAGCAGGAGGAGCAGGAGAUCACGUUCCUGCAGAGCAAGGCGGAGGAGAACGAGCCCAACUACGGCCAUCCUGCGCAAGCUGGAGGACACCAUGUCCAAGCUGGCCAGCGAGUUCAAGAGCAUGGGGAAGUUCAUCCCUCCGUCGGACGAGAAGCUCUCCUUCGAGCUCCGGUUGCCGACCUCAACACCGUCAACAUGUGAAGUCUUCCACCCCCGCCACGUUGCGGGGCUGACAGUCUCAACUCAGUAAAUUACAUGAUCUCAUUCCUGCUGGCGGAACAUGACGGCUCAGGCAUGGCGCGACUGGGUGUCGCUGGAGAACCACCAGUCGGCAGUGUCAGACUUGCCGUAGAUAAGCCGAGACUCAAUGAAACUCGAGCCAAGUCAUAGAGUAGCUUCAACCUUCGACUUGAUUAGGUAUUUAAAUACAAGCAGUGAAAACACUACAAAUCCUGGGAAGUAAGAAAGCUGAAAACAGUCUUAGGUUUGUUAGAUUAGGUUGGCUACAUUAAUUUAUGUAUUUAAAACAUAAUUAAUGCAUAAAUAUAAUGUAACAUGAAUUAAUGUAGCUGACCUUACCUAGAAUUCUAUUAAGUUACUAUUAUUAAUGUUUUCCAGAAGCCAAUCUUGUGCAGGUACAUUUAUGAAUAUAUUUAAUUAUUUAAUAUAUUCAUAAAUAAGGCAAAAAAUUGUUUUUAUCUUUGAUCCUAUAAACAAUUAUUGUAUUAAAUUAUCCAACUUAGUACCAGUGAUGAACUACUUUUAUUCAGUAUUUGCUAAAAUAUAAUCAGUAUAUAUUUUAUAUUUACACUCUUAGUAUUACAUAUAUUAUAAUCCAUUCAAAUACUCGUCACCUUGAUAAAACCUUCUGCAACUUUUGGAGCUUGCCUCAACUAAAAAAAUUAUCAAGCCUGGACUCAACUCAAAGGUAUAAAUACUGAACUAGCUCGGAUCUGCUCAAAACUUUGUAGACUCGUCCAUCUCUAAAUCCGUACUGUUUUCACCUUGAAGAAAAAUUAGUUUUAAUGGUAGACUACCUGCUGAGUAAGAGCACUCAGUUUAAUGAAAUGAUUUUCUUGUUACUGUAAUUUGUUUUAAGUUUGAACUGUCUACAUUUGUGUUAGUUGCAGGCCUGUGCAAAUAUUCAAAAUGUCAAACACCAAAAUGAACAAUUUAUUGGUUGAAUAAAGAAUCCUUGAUUAUAUUUAAUGUGUAGAGAAGCUUUUGCAUAAUACUGGUGAAGCUAUGGACAUUGAGAUUGUAUUGUAUGUAACCACUAGCGAAUUGCCCCGGAUUUGCACGGAUGCGAUCUGCUAAUGUGGCGUCAUUUAGUUUUUAAUAAGUACUUAAGAGUCACAAGUAUCAAGUUCUCUUCGUGUCCGGUGUGUUCAAAGAUUAUAUACAUACUAACACGCACUGCCCAUAACUAAGGAAAUUUCGAUGCAAUCAUAUCUUAACCUUAUUUUUUUUCCCCAUGAGACAACACAAAUGGAUUUUUGUUUAGAAUUCACACGUGGAAGGGCUGCGUAUUGCUGACCACACGAAAAGCACUCGACUAUCAAAUCUAUUCCUGCAGCAUUGACCGUCAGCACUGCCAUAUGGCCUCACGCGCAUGCACACACACACUUGCCCCCUCCCUGGCCGGUUUAUUUUUAUAUUCCCCUCUCUCCGCUUGCUCGCACCACAGCAGACGCUUCACUUGCCGGCUCCGUGACCAGUCGGGCGGCGGACGUACAGUUACUUAGCUGUUUCACGGAACUUCAUGCGGCUGCCCAGAUAUUUGGAUCAAAAAUUUCUACUUGCUCAUGGAAUUAUAUGAUAUGUAUUAAAAACCAACAUAAGUUAGUUAUUUACGCACAUUCUCAACCACACAGUACAAUAUUAUUUUUUAUCCCAAAAAUUUGCAUAUGAAUAGCUGUACAUUUUUUUACAAUAAAAAUAUGUGACCCAUAUGCAGGUAAAUACAGCACAAAUUUUUAAAUAUAAGAUAAAUGUUUUAUUCCGCAUAAACAUUCCGGAAGAAAUUGUCUAAAUGAAAAUGAAAACCAUCAAAAUCCAUUGUGAUGCUUAGAAGUACGUAGUAAGUAAUCAUACACAUGGAUGGUGACUUUAUUUUAUACUAUUUAGAGAUAUAUAAAUGUGUACAUAAAUAGUUUCACUAAUAUUAAUGGUGCUGAUUUAAGCCACACUUUAUUUGAACGUAAAACAGUGAACAGCAGAAUGGUUCAAGUUCAUAAGAUGGCGCAAUCUGCGAUCAGAAAUAUUUUCCAUAUGCUGAAUACAAACAAUAAGCAGUCGGCUAUCAUGCUGUCAAUAAAAAAAUUUCCCCAAAAAAUUUAAAAGCAAAUUUUUUUUAUAGUUUUGAUUUUGUAUUCAUAAAUAUGUAAGAAAUAUUUAUUGGUGUUGUAUAAAAGCAUGCACAUGUUUUUGUUUAAUAUUUUAAAAUUUAACACUAGUAUAAAAAAUUUUAAAAAUUCCCAUAAUCUUGCUAUUUCAAAUCUGAUGUUAGUAUUUGAGAAUAUUUUAUUUUUGUUUUGAAUUUGAUACUUGCACAGGGCUGUAAUAGCUUGCCAUUUAUACAAAGAGAAAGACUUUUUUUAUGAUUUUUUAAUUUAUAUUAAUUUUUCUUAUUUAUUUUUACUGUUCAACAGUCCCCAUUCAGGUGGAGGAAUCUAGUUCAACACCCUCCCCCCUCCCCCCUUUUUCUUUCUUUUCCAGUCUAGAAAUUGGAAUAUGGUAUGAUUGUGUGAAUAUUAAAGACAAUGCCCACUUUACAGGCUUUAAUACUAAGUGUAAAGUGCAGCCUCGGGAUGUCUGAUUCCCAAUUGUAUUUGAUAUGUAUUAACAAAUGAAGUGUGACAGAUCAUUUAGGUUGGUUAUGGUUUUUCGGUGGCCGACUGUGCAAUGGCUGGAAGCGAAAUGCAUAUAAGGUGGAAUCAAAGAGUUGAACACUUGGAUAUAUAUUAAAUAUUCUCUUGAACAUUUGACUACUGUUAAAACUUGAAAACUUGAAAACUGAUAAAAUACUGUCCUGCUAUGGCAGGUCUAUGGUUCUGUUGUUGGUAUUAUAUAUCUGGUUUUUUAUAUGCUUCCUGUCUUUUCCUUCUAUCCACUUUGGUGGGUGUCUCCGAUCACUCCACUACGAGCUAACACCAGUAACUAGCAGGAGGAGAAAAUGUGAAGAGGCCAAACAUGUUUGGCCGAUACAGUCAGUGGUAGGAAAGCCAUCCCUUGAUUGGCUGACAUAUGAGCCAAUAAGAAGAGGCCUCUCUCGUACGAUGACCCCCUGGCAGUGUAUGUAGAGCCUUACCACCUUAUAGCUCCCAGUAGAUUUAUCAAUCCUGAAGAUGCCUGCUGCAACACAGAGUGAAACGUCAGUACAACACCACUCCGACUCCUCAACCUUGAAAGUAAUGUUAGUUUAUAAUACAUAGACCGCGAAAACCUGCAAACUGCUUUAAGUUCAUUAGGUAUUUGUUUAAAUUACUGUUAGGAUUUUUUUUAAGUGGUAUUUUUUGAAGUAAAAUAAAUAUUCAAAUCUCCACCAAGUGCCCAUUCGUCUGUAGGUAGUUUUCUGGCAGGCUUAAUCCAAGCAGUACCCCUCUAAUAGAGUAAAAUGUUUGCCCGAGCUGGUAUUCACAUCCAAUGAAAGCCAUGCGGUCGGUACCCACGACAGAUGGUUCAAACUGGUCAAAGAUACACUUGAUCAAGGAUUAUGUUCAUGUAGAGAUGCACUGCAUCAAGAUGUUUGUGUGGUGGAGGUACAAGUUAGCCAAAGAGUGACUAAUGGUUUAUUGCAAUUUGUAAUCAUGGUUGUGCUAGCACAUUACAAAGACACUUGUCUUAUUGUAACUCAGGAAAUAAUAACUUUACAGAUGGGAUGAUAACUAGUUUUUUUUUUUCUCAGUACCUAACUCAAUACUCUACACCUAUCGAAAGAAGUAUGUAUUGAUGGUACACAAAAUUAAGUACCGUAUAUACUGUUUAUUAUGAAUAUGUAAAUAGUGUUCUUGAGUAACCAAACGGUAACAAUGUUUUUUUGAGGCAAGAAAAUAAAAUAACUAUUCCAAUGUUUUCUUAAAUCUAAAUCCUAUUGGUUUUUUCUUACCUCACAUAAAAUCCUAUUAGAAAAUUAUCUUUACUAUUAUGUAUUAAUAAAUUUUUGGAAAAAAGUAAAUCUGCAGUGCAGACUUAGCCAUGCUUGUGAGAAAGUUUCAUUCACAUGGAGCUGUGAAGCAUGUUGGGUGGAAGGCAAAGAGGACGAAGCAAGUCGGCUGUGGAGCUUCAUUUAUUUCGAGAGAACUCAAAACAGCUUAGAGUCUAGUCAAAUAUUUUAACACUUGGGUUAAGAACUAACUGCAUUUCCCAUUCAUCUUUUUGAUUUUUUUUUUUUUUUUAAGUACUAUUUCAUAUUUUGAGCUGAUACAAAACAAUUUGAUACCGGUAGAGUAUUGAUUGUAUGUAUUGAGAUAUUUCUGGUUUUGGGAUCUGAAUCUCUUUGUUGCUUGUGUGUGAUAGGCAUUAAGUGUUCAGUUUCUUGUUUAAUGCUGUGUGAGUGAUGCAACGCCAAUAGACAUGGCCGUCAAGGUUAGGGGCAGUGGAGGUUGAGUUUCAAGAUUAUUUUUUGAAUGCUCAGGUUUACUCUACUGUGAUGAAAAUUACAAAUAUUUUGUUAUGAUUCGUAGGAAAGCUUACAAGUUAUUCCAUACAGUUCGUGUUUACUGUUAAUGGCUAUGGUACGUAAUUUCAACAGUCUUUAAGGUUUUUUUUUUUUAACUGUCGGAUUUGAAGAGUUGUACACUGAAUGAUAGGGACAAAAGUAUUUUUCCCCCGGGUCCUUGGUUGUUCUUCUUGUGGCCCCUGUUUAUGGAGUAGCUUGUUCUGGCCUUGGCACAACACUGCACAGUUAAGACGGCUGGUAAACAAGAGACCCAAUCAUUUUAUGACAUAAUGUGGCCCUGAUAGUCAUAUACAACUCACACAGGCUGCUCCUAUGUGUGCAGCUAGUGGUAAAAUACAUCACAUAUUAGCGUUAGCAAUGUUUUCUUUACUGUGAGCUGUGCAUCUAACAGCUGACUGUAGUUUAUUUGGUGGUGCGUAACAACUCAGGUUUGUACUGUUUCAGGAUUGUGUCUGGGGAGAUGGGUCAGAUGUGGUAAAGGGUUUUUUAGAAGUUAAAUUAUUUUGUGUGUUAUUCAUCCUCCUCUGUCACUAUAGUUUCCAAACAAACUCUAAUUUUGCAUUUCAGGGAGGUGAACGUUACUGCAUAAGGAAUAUUAUGAAAAAGGUCAUUGUAUGAUUGUGUGUUGAGCAUUUUUCCAAUGUUAAAAUUUUUUGAAACUUAAUCUACAGAAAUAUUUCUUUGAAAAUUUCUUAUGCAGUAAUAUUCUUCACUUAGCCAUGCCGAAGUGGUUUUUGUUUUUUUGCGAUUUUUAUUGUGAGAUGCGAGCUCCUCUCUGGCUCACUUCCCACUUGAAACAUUGUGUUGGCUUCACCUGGGAGCACUCUUUCAGAACAUGAUCUGUUCAGUCUUUACUGCACGUUGUCGUUUCGGAGGAAAAAUUAUCUACCAUUUCAUUGAAAAUAAUUAAUUGCUUGCAGUGGUGGAUACAGAAAAUAUUUCUCAAUUUGGGGGGUGGUAAAAAUUCUAAAAAUAAAUUUUAAUGCAUGUGUUUAAAAACACAUACAUAUUGACGUAUGGGCCUACAGUAGUAGCGGUAGGUGAAUUUACUUCUCAAACAGUAACACUCUCGUCUUCCCUGAUAUUUUCCCAAUGUUUUUUCACAACUUUUGAGGGGGGUAUAUUUAUAUUAUUACCCUUUCUCCUCCCUGCUUCUGAGACUGCUUGCGUGGUGGUGUGUUUCAGCAAGGAGAGCAGGUUUUGUCUCAAAUUCGUGGUGCCAUGUUGGGUGUAUUUGUAUUAAGAAUGUCAUUGGUUGCAGCUCCUUUUCAUGUGAAACUGGGAGUACUGUGAGAUCAACAUGAUCUGUUGCGGAAACUAAAGUCCAGACACACAGGUGGAACAGUGACUACUGUAUGUAGUUUGUUGCGAAGUUAUCUGUGAAUAGAUCUCUAUCAUGUUUCAAUUAUACAUUUUUAAAGUAUGUAAUUUUAAAUAGUAUGUGUUCUGUACUGUAUUCUGUGGCAUAGAGUAAUUCAUAAAUUUUUAAAGCUACGUGCUGUUGAGUGACGAUUGUGGUACCUGUGGCCCCUCAGUUAAGUAAGGUAGGUAACUUUUCUUCCAGCUGUUACGUUACAGGAUGACCACAGACCUAAAAACGUGGAUAAGGUUACGGUUUUUAGAAUGGGUCAGGGUAACCAUAGAUACGUCUGGAAAUGUACUAAAUGUUCAGUGAAUUUUUUUUUUGUAUGAAUUUUUUGUAAUGAAAAGUGAGUAGUUAAUUUUCCCCAAAAUCUGUCUCUGGGAGUGUGUGUAGAUAACUGCUAAUUGUUUAUCAAAACUGUUGCCAGUUUAGGGUAUAUUUAGGCUCUGCAGCUAAGAGAUAGUAAUCCCUCGUGGAUUGAAGUACUCUUGACAGUUUAUUAAAUAAUGAGUUUUGCAAGGAUACUAUUGUCAGGUGCAAAAUAAUAAGGAAAUUUUCUUUUCUGGUACCGUUAGUUAAAAAAAAAUGGAAAGCCAGCAUUUCUGUAUCAUGUAAAUUUGGGGAGAUUUUAUAUUUUGCUGUGUUAUGUCAAACAAAAACUAUCCUAAAUAAUUAUGGAGUAAAACAUUUUUAUUACAUAUUUUCAAGCUUGAAAGAGUAGGGAUCAAUGUGUUGUUGUGUACAAUUUAGUGCUAAUGUCAUGUUCUCUAUUGUGAGUGAUUUGUAAAUGUGGCCAAACAUUAUAAAUACAAUGUGACUAUAAUGGAAAUAAUAUCAACUCAGGGAAAUUGUUAGUGAGAUUCAGAAAACAUUACAUUUUUACUAAGUUAAUUUUUAGGUGUUGAGUUUGUUGUACUCUUGAGUCAAAAAUGAGGGCAUUUACGAAUUCUAUCCGUGUUAAAAAAAAUUGUAACUAAAUUGUGAUUGUGUUAGAAGUGUAAAUGCUCUAUCUGGAAAUGUUGCUAUAGUUGUUUUUGUUAUGUUUAUAUUGAUAUGUAUGUAUUUGGAAUGUCUUUUGUGCCAUGAAAUUAAAAACUACUGUAAUGUG
Bacillus rossius redtenbacheri is the source of this 9563-nucleotide messenger RNA. RefSeq lists its product as uncharacterized. The record is from RefSeq and is a predicted model, not a curated record. Gene Ontology annotation, molecular function: identical protein binding; heme binding; double-stranded RNA binding. The transcript is spliced from 13 exons. Gene Ontology annotation, cellular component: microprocessor complex. Gene Ontology annotation, biological process: primary miRNA processing. The coding region runs from base 195 to 2612 and encodes 805 amino acids. Lineage: Eukaryota; Metazoa; Arthropoda; Insecta; Phasmatodea; Bacillidae.